AUGGGCGCCGCGACAUCACAUCCAAUUUUUCUGGCCCUGGAAGAGCUACUACGCUCAAAAGGACUAAAGUUAAAGAAGGGUACUUUACAGACGUUCCUUGAAGUAUGCAACAUUGUAGCUCCUUGGUUCAUAGUGUCCGGGAGCCUUACAAUAGCCUCAUGGGAUAAAUUAGGGAGGGAUUUGGACUUUGCCUAUGAACAGGGCACAUUAAAGGCAGGAGUCUGCCCCAUUUGGAGAUUGAUUAGUGGCUGCCUGGAGGAUCAGAGCUGCUGUGAAAAGGGUUUUGGCUCCUCUGGAAUUGAGUCAAUGUAUGUUUUAGAAUUGCCUGUCUCCCUGUGGGGUCGAGAUUUACUAAAAGAGAUGGGGUUUUGCCUUAGUAAUGAAUAUUCUCCUACCUCAAAGGAAAUGAUGUUACAAAUGGGCUACUGCCCAGGGCAAGGACUGGGAAAAAACGUGCAAGUCUGUAAAGAGCCUAUUGAUGUCCACCAAAAACUUGAUAGACAUGGGCGGUUUUACAUAGGGGCCACUGAGAAUCAAGUUCCCAUUACCUGGAAGAUGGAGGAACCAGUAUGGGUAGCUCAGUGGCCUCUAUCCUCCGAAAAGCUUUUAGCCGCUCAUAAACUGGUAGAAGAACAAGUAGCACUGGGCCAUGUGAGACCCUCAAUUUCACCAUGGAAUACUCCAAUAUUUGUGAUAAAAAAGAAGUCGGGUAAAUGGCGAUUACUUCAUGAUUUGCGUACCAUAAAUGCACAAAUGCAAAUUAUGGGCCCUGUACAAAGAGGGUUACCUUUGCUUUCCGCACUCCCUGCCCAUUGGCCUAUUAUGGUAAUAGACAUAAAAGAUUGUUUAUUUUCUAUCCCCUUGCAUUCUGCUGAUUGUGAGCAUUUUGCCUUUACUGUGCCCUCCUGUAACCAUGAAGAACCUGACCAAAGAUAUGAGUGGGUCGUGCUGCCUCAGGGUAUGGCCAACAGCCCCACUAUGUGUCAGCUGUUUGUUGGCAGGGCUAUAGCUCCUGUUAAAGAACGGCAUCCUAAACUCAGGGUGGUCCAUUAUAUGGAUGACAUUUUGAUAGCUCAUAAGGUAGAAGCUGGGUUAUAA
This is a messenger RNA of Dipodomys ordii (Ord's kangaroo rat), 1098 nucleotides long. Its product is annotated as endogenous retrovirus group K member 9 Pol protein-like. Lineage: Eukaryota; Metazoa; Chordata; Mammalia; Rodentia; Heteromyidae. Gene Ontology annotation, molecular function: RNA stem-loop binding; structural molecule activity. The record is from RefSeq and is a predicted model, not a curated record.